This is a messenger RNA of Plasmodium relictum, 1311 nucleotides long. Its product is annotated as conserved Plasmodium protein, unknown function. The coding region runs from base 1 to 1311 and encodes 436 amino acids. The record is from RefSeq and is a predicted model, not a curated record. NCBI's taxonomy places the organism in Eukaryota, Apicomplexa, Aconoidasida, Haemosporida, Plasmodiidae. The transcript has a single exon.
AUGAAUUAUAUGCAUUUAAAAAAUUUACAAACCAAUUAUUGUAGAAAUAAAAGAAGUAAAUAUUUCCAAAUUUUGCAUAACUCACAUAAAACUGAAACCUUUUUUUAUGUUAAAAAAAAAAAUUUUUCUGUAUUGAAAAUUUCCAAAAAUUUAGAUAGUUAUAUUAAUAAUAGUAAUAAGAAAUACAUUUUUACUAAGUAUAACUUUUUUUCAAAUGAUAGAAAAGAAAAUGUAUUAAAUACAAAUAUAGAAAAUAAAAAUCCACCUGUUAUUGAUAAUAACAUUAUUAAUGAGAAAGAUGAGAGAAAAAUAAUAGAAGACCAAUAUAUAAACCAAAGUAAUAUAGAUAAUAUUACAGAAAAAAAGAAAAAAAAAUGGUCAAAAUUAAAAAUAUUUGCAUAUUCUUUUAAUAUAGUUUUUUUUUCUUAUGUAAUUUAUAAAGUUUACAAAAAUGAUAUGAAUUUAUCUAAAGCAGAAGAAAGUAUAAUUAAAGACUUUGUUAAAUUAUUUUACUCUUAUGAAGAAAAAAAUAGUGUAAAAAAUUCCCAAUUUUUAACAUGCCUAAAUGAAAGUUUAAAUAAACAAAUUGCUAUGUAUUUUAUUCAACUAGAUACCGACAAAAUUUCAGGUUUUUUAAUAAAUGAUGCUGUUAAUUUUUUAUCUGAAUUAAAUAUAAAUGAAAAUAAUGAAAUUGUAAAAAAAUUUAUUAAAAAAGGAAAUGGGAAAAACAUGGAGUUGAAAAAGUUAUCUGGCUGUUCAUUACAAGAAUUUGCUGAAUUAAUAGAAAGUUUAAUUUUAGUAAAUAAAGCAAAAAAUGAAACAUCUUUAUAUAAGAAAUCAUCAUCCCUUGAAAAUGAGAAAAAAUAUUUUAUUGAUGAAUUACAGUAUUAUUUAGAUACUAUAGUAAAUUUUGUUAAAACAACUAGUAUAUUUUUAUAUUAUAAAAGUAAAAAAAAAAAACCCAAUGAAGAUAUAGAACAAAUAGAUGAUUUAGAAAAACUAAUUCUAGAUAAACUUACGCAUUACAAUGAGAAAUACUUUGAUAAAAAAAACUUAUCAUUAGAUUAUUUACUAGGUAAAGAAGAAUUAAACUAUCUUAGAAAUAAUUUAUCAAAAAAGACAGAAGAAAAGGAAAUUUUAUUAGUAGAAAAAAAAAUAUUAGAGGAAAAAAUUAAAAUAUUGAACAAUUUGCAAUUGAAAAGAAAUUUAACUGAAGCAGAAAUUAAAAGGUUACAAGAUUUAAAAGUAAAAUUAAAAAAUCUUAAAAAAACUAUGAGGAAGGAAGAACUUAAGAAAUAUUUCUUUUUAUAA